Molecule: messenger RNA, 4911 nt
Organism: Penicillium samsonianum
Lineage: Eukaryota; Fungi; Ascomycota; Eurotiomycetes; Eurotiales; Aspergillaceae
Exons: 7
Coding region: 1-4911 (1636 amino acids)
Molecular function (GO): ATP hydrolysis activity; protein binding
Source: RefSeq, a predicted model, not a curated record
AUGCCGAACACACAAGGGUCAAAUUUCCAGGCUCCCCACCUAACGGAUCAAUUGUCCAUUCAAGAGGCACUAGCAUCAUGCCAAAAGAUCCUGAAAGAAGCCGAAGAGCUCUUUGUCUCUUUGUUGAGUGCGAAGAACUUCAAGUUUCUUCUGAAAGGAAUGGCCAUGAAAGAGCAGGCGGACGAAGUCAUGUCCAGACUUGAGCACUACAAAAGCUUUUUUGUCCUAUACCUGCAGCUCCAAAGCAGUGCACAUUAUGACCAGGUUCAGGAGAACAUGCUAGAUAUCAAGCAGCGACUUGAAGCCCUGCAGCGUGGACAAGGAAAGCUCGAGCGAUACGUGGAUGCGAAAACUAAGAAAGAGCUCGCCGACAAAAGAGCCCAAAUAUACGACUGGCUUGGCCCGAUAACUGAUGGCGAGCACGGGGAGAUCUGCAGACGGAGAGGCGUAGAUUCGGCUCAGUGGAUUCUCCAGAAAGAUCACGUUCAAAAUUGGUUGGACACAGAUAAAUCUUCUUAUCUCUGGCUUUAUGGAGCCCAGGGCACGGGAAAGACAGCUGUUGUCUCCAAAGUGAUAGAGACAGUGCAGAACACUGUUUCGGGUAAUGAUGGCACUGCAAUUGCGUUCCACUACUGUCAGUUCUCGAACUCUGCGUCGCUCUCGUCGGAGAGAAUGAUUGCGGCCGUCAUUUCUCAGACCUUGCAAAGCAACAGCAACACUGAAGAUCUACCCGAGUUCCUGUUGAAACUAUUCAAUAAGUACUCAUCUAGAAAAGCCCUGCCAAAUCUUGAAGAGCUGAACCAGUUGUUUGCAGACGUGUGUCAAGACAUUUCGAAGCUAUUUCUAAUCAUUGAUGGUUUGGAUGAGCUCAUUGAGCGGAAAGGAGCCAUUGAAUUCCUCCAGCGGCUGUUGUGCAUACAUGAUAUCACCUUCAAGGUGUUUGUCGCUAGUCGACCCGAGGUGGACUUGGAAAAUGCUUUCGAGUUUUAUUCUGCGAUAGAACUUACCCCAUCCGAUAUUGCUGGCGACAUGGAAAGAUAUGUGAGAGGACGAGUGAACGAGCUGCGACUCCAAGAUCGAGAGGGGGAAGAGCUCGUGAGAGAGUUGAUUCGUCGCGCGGACGGAAUGUUUUUAUGGGUGGUUUGUCAGCUGGAUGAACUAUCACGGGUGCGAACAGCAAUCAGCGCCGAUCUUCUCCGGGGCCUUCCCAAGGGCCUGGAACAGACUUUCGAGUCGAUUCUCUUAAAACUUGACGAAGAUGACAGGCUACUCGCCCUGGAUAUACUCCGAUGGCUAAUGUACUCUCGAUGCCCUCUCAGCCUCGAGGAGCUAGUCGAAGCAAUUGCGAUCACUCCAGAAAUGACAACUUUGGCAGACAUGCAAAAGGGGAAGCUAAGGCGUGCCUCUGACGUGUUUGAGAUCUGCGGCAGUCUUAUCAGUCAGUCCAAGGUGAGCGAAAAGCUCUCUUUGGCGCAUUACUCGAUUUACGAGUGGUUGUCUUCGUCGCAACUUGCUACAGGGCGUUCGAACCAAUUUCACCUGGACUCCAACGCUUCGCAUAGUUCCAUUACAUGCGCUUGUGUUGCCUAUCUAAGUUUUGAUGAUUACGGCUCUGCUGAAUUCUCAAGCAGAGUUAAGAGGGUCUUAGAUUUGCAAGAGUCCGGGCUUGGUAUUCAGAUGUUGCCUAACAGCUCCUUCUUUGACUAUGCAUCGAGCUACUGGUGGGUUCAUCUCAAGACUCGCCUUCCAGAAAAGGAGUACCUAGCAACAAGAAAAGAAAAGUCUGUGGGACAGGGUCUGGAGAGCCACCUUCAGCAGGAGUCGAUGCCAGGGAAAUCCGUCAGGAAAGCGCUGAACAUUUUCUUUCAUCGGCAGUCAAACUUUGAGAAUUGGACAGGUAUUGCGCGGUAUGGACAUGGAAGCCACCAGUAUCCCGAGGGAAUGACUCCUAUCCAUGUUGCUGCACUGCACGAGAUAAAGGAACUGGCGUUUGUUGCUCUGGAUAUGAAAUCCAAGUGUUGUGAUUCCAUUACGUUGGAUGGCCGAACUCCUCUACACAUUGCUCUGGAGAACGACAACAACGAGAUUGUCGAUCUCCUGGUCGAUCAUAAAGCUUGUUUGGAUGUAAUAGACAGGAAAGGGCAGAGCCCCCUACAGAUUGCGAUCCAAUCCGGUAAUGCGCUUUCAGUCUCACGGCUUGCAUCGGCUGGUGCAGAUGUCAACGCGCCUCUAUUUGGUGGUGGGACACCGGUGUCCUUAGCCAUCGAAAAUAGCUGGAAUGAGCUGGCAACCCUCUUGUCAGAGAUGUCAAGCAAAAGUUCUCUUGAUGAUGGGCGCUGCCUGCUGCAUGUUGCAGCACAAUCAGGCAGUCUGACUUGGACAAUUUCCUUGCUCGAAUUUCACAAAGAGAUGCUGAACGCGACGGACCAAGACUCUUGGACCCCCCUCCACUACGCCGCCGACCGAGGACAUGAGAAUAUAGUGAGCUACCUCUUGGAUGGGAAGUGCUCAGCAAGCCCCAGUGAUUCAAAUGGGUGGACUCCCCUGCAUGCUGCCAUUCGUCACCAUCACCUUUCGUGUGCGGCCCUCUUGCUCAAAGCCCAGAAAAAAAUGGAUACUGGCUCGAUACCAACUAUCUCGUUUUCAUCAAGGAAUCAAAGGACACUUAAUGCGACACGUUCAGCAGUGGAUCAUCUGGCUUCGCCUCCAGGACCGCCUCCAGAACGUCUCGGGGCCGCACUUCGCCGAAUGUGGCGUCGACCGCGGCUGGCGGGUCAGAAGUACGGAGGACAUUUUGAAGGGAGUUCUCAAUCCACCAAUGAUGCUCGCGACUGUACAUGGAGUCUGGAAUCUAGUAAAGUUCCAUCCCCUCUUCGAAUAGCAGUCUCGGAGUCAUAUUCAGAAGGCGUUCGGCUUCUAUUGAAGCAUAUCAAUCUCGCCGGGGUUGGCAUGGAUGAGAUGCCUGCUUGUCUCCAAGAAGCUCUUGCUCUGUCCGACACAGUCAUCCUGGAUAUUCUGCUCGCAAAGUCUAGUGAUGAUCAGAUCGGGGACAUCUUGCCAAGCGCUGUUGCAAAAAAUUCAGAAAGUACAAAGGCUGCUCUCCUGAAGUACUUUCCUGCUGGGAAAGCGCAUGCCCUUCUCAAGAAUAUUGUAACCAGCGCCAAGCCUAGCGUGGUGAAGUUCAUGUUACAAACCUGGCUUCUUCCUCCAAGCCAAUUAUUAAAUGAUCUCCUUUUUCAGGUGGUUGGGACUCAAUGGAACCAGGAGAGCAAGGAGAUAUUUUGCCUCCUUCUCAAUAGUGGUGGGUCAUUGGACUGCCUCAGCUCCUCCGGAAAACCUCUCCUGCACACUUCAAUCUUUCAUGAGAAUUGGGAAUUGGCCGAUUACCUCCUUGAGCGAGGAUACGGCUGCGGUGACAAUCCUCGCAGCUUCUCGGAGGACACUGCUUUACUAUUCCUCCUGGGUCAUCGGUGCACCGACGACGCAAGCAGCAUACGUCUUUUGGAAAGGCUUGUCCAAGCUGGUGCGGACUUGAAUGCGGUCGAUUCUAGUGGAAUGGGAAUUUAUUGCAAAGCAGCAGCUGCAAACAAUGAAAUCCCUCUUCGUUGGCUUCUGAGUCACAGCCAAUCGUUUGGCGACCCGAUGACCAAGCUUCACAUUCCCGCUUUUACAGCCCUUGAUUGUGGCUCGGCGGCAGCAGCCAGAGUGCUUAUCAAGGAGAUAGCCAUGGAUCCAGGUCAAAUUUGCAAGAUGCUUGAGGGUCAAGAACCGUUCGGGUCCAUUUUCACUGCCCCCAUUCAGCAGAGAAAUAUAGAAGUAUUGGAUUUACUGGUCAGAUCUGUGAAUGAAGCAUGUGGGCUGAUUCCCGAAUACACGGAAAUCAAACGAGCAAGAUACACCCAAGCAUUGUGUCUGGCCAUCAAGAAACUUUUUAAGCCUGGGUUUGAUUUGCUUUUGACGCAUCUUGCGGAUGUUUCCUCGCCGAAUCCUGAAAGUGGAGAGACUCCACUUCAUAUGGCAGCUCGUAUCUUUCCAAUGGGCAAUUUCAAACUGAGUCCUCCAGCAGUGACUGAGAAGUCCGACUUCGACGCGUACUACGUCCAGAGGCUGCUGGAAAAAGGCGCCGACGUUGACGCUCAACAGCUGAACAGCGGCAAAAGGCCGCUCGAUAUAGCUUUACUCAUCAAUAAGACAGCCCUGACAAGGAUACUUCUCGAGCAUGGAGCUAAGCCCACAUUCUCCCAUUUUCAAAAAGCCGUUGAAAUCCAAAGUCUUGAGUUGGUCAACGUGCUUCUCUCUUAUGGAGCUUCCCUCGAUCUCAGGCAGCUAUCAUUGAGAGGAGUUGAGAACCUAGAUAUGGUCACUGUUCUACUGGAGCAAGGCGCACAACUUGAGCCGUCCCAUCUAAUUCUGGCAGCGAGGACAAGCAACCUUUUAAUCUUGGCAAAAGCACUCAAGGCAUUUCCUUCCGAUCGAGAGACCCAGUCUCAGGCAUUUAACAUUGCAAUAUACUAUGGGAAUCAGCAGGUUAUAUCAAUGCUUGCGAACUGGAUCGGAAAAGAUAUUGAUGAGACUGCUAUCAAGAUACCCCCCGACACAAGCGGUGGGACUUUGCUACACUCCGCUGUCCGUCGACGACAGCCCGAAGAGGUUGCAAUGCUCCUCGGCUCGUUCUGGGGUAAAGACAAGGAAGCCCUCUUGCAGGAGGACGCUGACGGUAAAACGGCUCUCAUACUGGCUAUGUCCAUCUGUCACUGGGCUAGCGCAACACUUUUGAUCCGGGCAGAUGGUGGAGUUCAGCAGGCGAGGAUGUGGGCCAGGUCAACCAAGGUCGACAUGUGGAUCAAUCAACUCGAGGAGUUGGUUAUCAAGGAACAGCACGGAGAUUCCCACGCAGAUACAGUGCUCUAG